Molecule: messenger RNA, 1225 nt
Organism: Anas platyrhynchos (mallard)
Lineage: Eukaryota; Metazoa; Chordata; Aves; Anseriformes; Anatidae
Gene: IFI30
Product: IFI30 lysosomal thiol reductase
Cellular component (GO): lysosome
Molecular function (GO): oxidoreductase activity, acting on a sulfur group of donors, disulfide as acceptor
Source: RefSeq, a predicted model, not a curated record
GCUGCUUGGGACACGCCGAGCCCCGCAGCCUCCGCGCCGCUCGGGGUUGAAUUUCAGCCCGUGACCUGUUGCAACCGGCCCGUGCACGGCAAAACAACACCCCCAGCGGGGCUGGGCUGGGCGGCUGCACCCCAAAUCCUAAACGUGCAGGGUCUGCGCCCUCACCCCGCGACGCUGACCCUUGGCACGUGCAGCGGGGCAGCAAGGACGAGGGGACGGAGCCGUGGCCCCGCGCGUGAGUCAGCAGCGGCGGCGUCACGAGGAGGAGGAGGGCGAGAGGGGCAGGAAGGGUGCGCGGAGGCGGGCGUAGCCGAGCUUUAAAAGUCCUCCCGGGGACGGGGACAGGCUCGCCUCUGCUCUGGCUCCCGGCCACCCCGCCGUCCCCAUGGCCCCCGCAUUGGCCCUGCUGGCCCUGCUGGCCCCGGGGCUGGUGGUGGUGGCCCUGCCUGCCUGUGACUACCCGGCCCACCUCUGGUGCAGCUCGCGGGAGAUCGCCGUCGCCUGCCAGGCGGAGAGCCGCUGCGCCAACCUCUCGCACCCCACGGCUCCUCCCGUGGAGCUGAGCCUCUACUACGAGAGCUUGUGCCCGGCGUGCCGCGGCUUCCUGGUGGAGCAGCUCUUCACCACCUGGCUGCUGCUGCCCAGCGAGACCAUGAACAUCACGCUGGUGCCGUACGGCAACGCGCAGGAGAAGAAAGUCGGCGGCAAGUGGCAGUUCCAGUGCCAGCACGGCUCGGAGGAGUGCUUGGGCAACAUGAUCCAGGCCUGCCUGAUGCACGAGGGCGAGAACUUCACCACCUACUUCCCUGUCAUCUUCUGCAUGGAGUCGGGCACCUCCGCCACCAAAAACCUGGAGGCCUGCCUGCAGGUCUAUGCCCCGCAGCUGGACGCGGGCCGCAUCGCCGCCUGCGUGCGCGGGGACCUGGGGACCGCGCUGAUGCACCGCAACGCCCAGCUGACCGAGGCGCUCGACCCGCCGCACCAAUACGUCCCCUGGAUCGUCGUCAACGGGAAGCACACGGACGAGCUGCAGGAGCAGGCGCAGCGCUCGCUGCUGAGGCUGGUGUGCCAGCUCUACCAGGGGGAGAAGCCCGAGGGCUGCCAGAGCGCCAAGGCACCGAAACCCAGGGCGGUCUGCAAGCGCUGAGGCACGGCGGAUGAUGGAGGCUGGGAGCGCCGAGGAGCAAGAGGGGAAUAAAGAGCAAUGUGUUGUGGAACGAGAAAA